UAAGAUCUUUUGAGAUGCUCGAUAGUUUAGCUUGAGAAUUAUUAGUGUUUUAAGAAUUCAAAAUGUUAAAGUUGUUAGUUCUCAGCUGUUUAGUGGCACUUAGCUUAGGAGCUGCUUUAGACAACCGAAUCGUCGGCGGUGAAGAUGCAGAAUUAGGUGAAUAUCCACACCAAAUUUCUUUGAGAUUCCAAGGCAGACACACAUGCGGUGGCUCAAUUUUACAUUCUUUGUACAUUUUAACAGCAGCACAUUGCGUUUAUGGAAGGGAUGCCAAUAUCGAUUUGUUCACCGUGGUUGCCGGUUCGGUGCUGCUCUCACAAGGAGGAGAUGUACAUGAAAUAGCAAAAAUUACUUAUCACAAAAAAUAUGUUGCUGCUUUCAAAGGCUAUGAUGUUGCCAUUCUUAAGUUGAAAACUCCCAUAACAUUUGAUGAAACAAAGCAACCUAUAGCUCUUCCAAAAGAAGACACCAUGGGCGGAGAGACUGUUGAAGUUUCUGGUUGGGGCCAAACUACUCCAUUUGGUCAAAUACCAGAUCAUUUACAAAAAAUGAUGGGUAUCUCAUACGAAAGUCGCAUUUGCCAAAAAUUUCUCAAUCAAGGACCAAUCAAAAAUAAAACUUCUAGACAAAAUGAUAUAACUGAAACAAUGCUGUGUGCUUUCCGGAAACUGGGCAUCGGUGUAUGCAUGGGUGAUUCCGGUGGUCCUCUGAUCGUUCGAGAACCUGAUGGACCAGUUGUUGUCGGAGUGGUGUCUUUUGGUAUUCCAUGUGGCACAGGAGUACCAGAUGUCUAUGCAAGAGUAUAUCACUUCUUGGAUUGGAUUCACAAAAACACGGAUAAUGUUUUAUUGAACAAUUCUGAAUGGGCUUCAUUAGAAAAUCGUAUCAUCGGUGGAGAAGAUGCAAAAGAUGGAGAAUAUCCUCACCAGAUCUCAUUGAGAUUCCAAAGCAGACACACAUGUGGAGGCUCAAUUUUGCAUUCAUUGUAUAUUUUGACGGCUGCACAUUGCGUUGAAGGAAGGGAUGAUGAUGUCACUAAAUUUACCGUUGUUGCUGGUUCGGUAUCGCUUACGAAAGGAGGUGAAGUACAUCAAGUAGACAAGAUUACUUAUCAUGACAAAUAUAGUCCAGAGACAAUGCACAACGAUAUUGCAGUAAUCAAGCUGAAAACACCAAUUACUUUCGAUAACAACAAAAAAACAAUAGCACUCCCUAAGGAAGACACCAUCGGAGGAGAAACUGUGCAACUAUCUGGCUGGGGAUUAACUGCGUACCCUGAUGGCGAGAUUCCGGAUAUUCUGAAGAAAAUGAUGGCUAUUACAUACGAAAACAGCAUUUGUGAAAAAUUUCAUGAAAAUGGGCCACUAAAGCCAAAAGCUUCAGGUGAUAUUAUCAAACCAGGAAUGCUGUGCGCUUAUCAUAAGCUCAACAUCGGAGCAUGCAGGGGUGAUUCUGGUGGUCCUCUUGUUGCCGAAGAAAAUGGAAAAUUGGUUCAAGUAGGAGUUGUAUCAUGGGCUUGGCAAUAUUGUGCUUUGGGAGUACCAGAUGUAUAUGCCCGAAAAUAUUUUCAUCACUGUGUCAAGAUGUUGCGUUUGGCAGUUAUCGUUUCUGUAUUGUGCCUUGUCUCAGGGGCUUCUCUGGAGAGUCGUAUCAUCGGUGGUGAUGAUGCCAAACUUGGUGAAUUUCCUCACCAGAUUUCCUUAAGAUUCAAUGGAAAACACACUUGUGGUGGUUCUAUCAUUCAUGAAUCGUACAUUCUGACUGCAGCUCAUUGCGUAUAUGGCAGAGCAACUCCAUCACUGUUCACCGUUGUGUCAGGCGCACUUUACUUAACUGAAGGUGGAGAACAUCAUGCUGUUGCUUCCAUCAAAUAUCACGAAAAGUACAGCCCAAACACUUUGGAUAAUGAUGUGGCAGUUUUGAAGUUGAAAAAGCCAUUGACUUUUAAUGCUAACCAGAAACCAGUCGCCUUGGCCUCAAAGGAUACACCUGGGGAUCUCAAAUGCAAAUUCUCUGGCUGGGGAUUAGACGCAUAUCCAAGUGAUGUUUUACCAAAUCAUUUACAAAAAAUGGACGUUCUGACCUACAAUAAUGCUGAUUGCCAAAAAUUCCAUAAUGCUGGACCUAAAUCUAACACAAUCUACCCAGGAAUGUUGUGCGGAUUCAACAAACUUAAUGUCGGUGCUUGCAGGGGUGAUUCUGGUGGUCCAUUGGUAUACGAAAGUGCAAAUGGUUUGGAACAAGUCGGUAUAGUUUCCUGGGUUUAUGAAUACUGUGCUUUGGGUGUGCCAGAUGUCUACGUUCGUGUAUAUUACUACUUGGACUGGAUUCACGAAAAUACCGACCAUGUUUUGCAAUAAAUAUAUAACUCAUGA
Molecule: messenger RNA, 2375 nt
Organism: Ctenocephalides felis (cat flea)
Lineage: Eukaryota; Metazoa; Arthropoda; Insecta; Siphonaptera; Pulicidae
Product: serine protease 53-like
Exons: 17
Coding region: 63-2360 (765 amino acids)
Biological process (GO): proteolysis
Molecular function (GO): serine-type endopeptidase activity
Source: RefSeq, a predicted model, not a curated record